Aspergillus uvarum CBS 121591 is the source of this 1569-nucleotide messenger RNA. Its product is annotated as MFS transporter. The record is from RefSeq and is a predicted model, not a curated record. The transcript has 3 exons. NCBI's taxonomy places the organism in Eukaryota, Fungi, Ascomycota, Eurotiomycetes, Eurotiales, Aspergillaceae. Gene Ontology annotation, molecular function: transmembrane transporter activity. Bases 1 to 1569 code for a protein of 522 amino acids. Gene Ontology annotation, biological process: transmembrane transport.
AUGCAGUCCUACUUACAGUAUCGAAGAAUCCACCAAGCUGUCCAGCGCCAGUAUGAUGCACCUUCAAGAGAAGAGGAAGGUACAUGGGAUGCGGGGGACAAAUCUCCGGACAACUCCUCCGGUGUGACAGAUCCCACCGAGAAAGACCAAGCCCCGGCCCCAGAGUCGCAGACUGUCGUGGUCGGCUGGGAUGACUAUGAUAUACACCUGAGUCCACGCCAGUACAGUCCGCGCCGGAAGGCCUGGAUGACAGUUCUAGUCGCCUUGGUUGGGCUUUCGUGUACAGCAGCCUCCGCCAUAGAUUCCGCCGGGGUGCCGCAGAUUAGUGAACACUGGGGUGUCUCGAAGGUGGUCGGCUCAUUGGUAACUGGCCUCUUCAUGAUCGGCCUCGGCCUCGGCUCCUUCAUAUCCGGGCCGUUCUCCGAGACCUUCGGCCGGAAUAUGGUGUAUAUCGUGACGAUGCUUGUCUUUCUGAUCUGGAUUAUGGCGGCCGGUCUGGCACCUAAUAUUCAGAGUCAUCUCAUUUUCCGCUUUUUGGCGGGGCUGUUCGCAGCGACUCCUCUCACCUGCGUCGGCGGGACCGUCGCCGACCUGUGGGAUCCGCUGCAGAAGACAUACGGCUUCGUCAUCUACACAAUUCCCGCGUUCAAUGGCCCGAUGAUCGGACAGGUCAUAGGAAGUUAUAUCCCCACCACCAUCGGAUUUCGGUGGCUGGAAUGGAUCAUGCUGAUCUUCGGGGGGUUAAUGUUUGUGGUUAUGAUCUUGUUCCAGCAGGAGACGCACCAGGAUACCCUCUUGACGUGGAAAGCCGCCGCGCUGCGCAAAUACUCUGGGCAGCCGCAUUGGAGAGGACCAGCCGAAGUACGCGAGAUCUCCCUGGGACAACGACUGAAGAUUGCGACCUCCCGACCCUUCGCCUGGAUUAUCACCGAACCGAUUAUUGUACUGACCUCCCUCUACCUGAUCGCAAUCUAUAUCAUUCUAUUCUUAUUCCUCGAGGGGUACCGAUUUAUUUUCGAGGAUAUCUAUCACUUUUCCGAAGGGAUGAACAACGUGACGUGGAUUGCUAUGUUUAUCGGUUCGAUGUUCAUCCUCUUCCAGGUCCCGUUUGUCUGGCACAUUUCGAAGAAACAACAAGAAGCCCUGGGCCGCAUCCGCCCGGAGACACGACUGUGGUACGCUAUGCUUGGAGGCGCCCCAGCCAUCCCAAUCAGUCUCUUCUGGAUGGGCUGGACUAGUUACCCUCAUAUCAGUGUCUGGUCUCCCAUCAUCGCGUCUGCGGUCUUCGGGUUCGGCAUCACAACCGUCUUCGUCAGUGCGCAUCUAUAUGUGAUCGAUGCGUACGAGGCGGGCGCGGCGUCCGCCUUCGCCAUGCUUGUCAUGCCCCGGUACCUGGCGUCCGGCGGCAUCACCGUUGCCGGAAGCCCGAUCUACUCCAGCAUCGGCGUCCACUAUACCUUAACCAUCUUGGGGGCGAUCAGCGCCGCCAUGGCCUUUAUUCCGUACAUCUUCUAUUUCUUUGGCCACCACAUCCGGCGGGUCAGUCCCCAUGCCGUGGUUCAUGAUUAG